UGUUCCCGCAGGCCGCGCAGCUCCCGCUCCCGCUGCUCGAUCUCAACGCUCAACCACGCCGCCUCCGCGCCGCCGGCCAUGUCUAAGGAGAAGGGCGGGCAGACCCAGCUUCCGCCUCCGGCCGGCGACUUCCGUUCUCGCCGCGAGCGCCGAUUGGCUAUGCGGUGCCGGGAGGAGCCGCGCUGUGACAUGGCGGCGCGCAGCGGCAACAAGUUCUCGGUGCUGCUGCCCACCUACAACGAGCGCGAGAACCUGCCGCUCGUCGUGUGGCUGCUGGUGCGCACCUUCCGCGAGAGCGGGACGGACUUCGAGAUCAUCGUCAUAGACGAUGGCAGCCCGGACGGGACGCAGCAGAUUGCCGAGCAGCUGGAGAAGAUCUACGGCUCGGAUAAAAUCGUGAGUGGCGCUUCUUGCCUUUCCUUCUCCGGGAAGCGCCGGUGUUACUUUGAUGCAGCUCACUUAGCAGAGUUGAAGGUCUGUUGGUACUUUGUGCUGAGCUGCAGGAGCGCGGCUUGA
Messenger RNA from Meleagris gallopavo (turkey), 516 nucleotides. Lineage: Eukaryota; Metazoa; Chordata; Aves; Galliformes; Phasianidae. The record is from RefSeq and is a predicted model, not a curated record.